Molecule: messenger RNA, 2839 nt
Organism: Bactrocera tryoni
Lineage: Eukaryota; Metazoa; Arthropoda; Insecta; Diptera; Tephritidae
Gene: Tmem214
Product: transmembrane protein 214
Exons: 11
Coding region: 84-2117 (677 amino acids)
Cellular component (GO): endoplasmic reticulum; Golgi apparatus
Source: RefSeq, a predicted model, not a curated record
CCGCCGGUAAAGUGCAUUUAUUUGGUUAUUUGUAACGUAGCUUGGUUUCAUUGAAAUUUGUGAUUAGAAAAUUUUAUAUAAACAUGUCCUCAAGUCAAUGGGAAGUUGUUACGAAAUCCAAAAAAGCUAAAAAUCUAGAUAAGAAGGUAGAAGCUCAUACAGAGAAAAAACGACAGGCGGCCUUACUCCCAAAACUAGAAGAAAUUUUGCCUUCGCAUGAAUAUCGAACUCUAUUAUCUGGUAAAAGAGGAAAAGAGAAUCAUUCACCAGCGAAGUCUGUCAGCUCUUCAACAAAAUCGAAAUCGUCUCCCAUUAAGAAAAAUGCCAACAAUUCGAAAGAUAAAACUGCUAAAAAGGAACAAUCAUCACAGCAACAAGCAAAGUCGAAAUCAACAGUGUCCAAACUUAAAAGUUUGGAAUCUGCUAUGCGAAGUAUUGAAGCCAAUGAUUUCGCCACUAAACUUGAGCAAUUAAAAAUUGUUUAUCCUGGUUCCGAAUUGCUUUGGCUAAAAGGCGUUGCAAGCUUUUUUAACGAACAACUACCCUUCGAUUGUGAUCCCAUUUUCUCAGGAAAAUCGAUCUAUUAUCCCAGUAAUUUGGCAAGUACUGCACUUUACAAUGCUAUUGUCGAUUUUUUGGAAUCAGUAGGUGAAGAGAAUUUGUCAUAUUUUUAUCACACUUUGCUAAUCAAUAUGACUAUGGAACUCUCCAAAAAUAUGCCAAUUGUGGGUUAUAAGUUUAUACUACAAUUAAUUAGUCAACAUUGGCCACAUGUUGCCUCAAAUAACAUGGCAAAAAUUGCUUUGUUGCGUAACUCUUAUCAAAAUAGAAGCAACAUUUGCCUAAGCAUACUUUGGGCAAUUGGUCAAGGUGGUUAUAAAGAAAUAACAGAAGGCAUUAAAGUGUGGCAAAACCUAAUGUUACCCAAUCUGGAAUUAAAGAGCUAUACAAAAUUUGUGGCUGAAUAUUUAGAAAAAGUUUUAUCCGCAGCCAAAGAAGACUGCACAAUAACUUUGAACCAAAACGAGUUCUUCUCGUUCUACAAUGCUUUAAAAACACACUACCCCAUUCCAAAAGAGAAUCAAGAGACUCUUGGAAAAUGUGCACAUGGUUUUUUGAUCAAAUACAUUUUAUCUAGCAGUAAACAUUCGAACAUAUUUGUGACACUCUUUCGUAAUAUUGACGAUUUCAAAAGGAGUCGUAGUGAGUUGGAAGGUUGCCUUUGCUGUCUUGUGAAUGGUGAAGAUAGUUUUAAAGUAUGGAAGAUGAAUUAUAAGAAGCAAUUGACGUCCUCACUACUGCUCUUUAAAGAAAUCGAAAAACAAUUGGAUAAGGCUGAUAUUGAUAUGCUAAAGCUAGCAUGUUCUAACACAUUCCAGGCUUUCCUAGACGAAGCUCAGAGACUGAAUGAAGAAUUGAGUUUAGCCAAGCGAAAAGACCCAAAUUUAGAAGAUUUGAUAGCUGUUGUAAAGAAUGUCCAAGAGAAAACAACACAACAGAAGAAAAAACAAAUAGCCAGCGAACAAAAGAAAUGCGGCGGCUGUUGCAAGUGGGUUUUGGGUAGCUUUGUGCUAAUCGCCCUAAUUGCCGGCGUUCUAGUAUAUGACACAAAUGUCAAUGGCAAAGGUGUUUUCGAGCGUUCAGCUACAGGCAAAAUACUAAAGAAUGCUGGCGUAUUGCCGCAUGUGGAGAAAGCGUGGUACACAACGAUGGGCGCCGCGGCAAGAGGCUAUAAAUGGGCCGAAAAACAUGUGCCGCCUUACGCGAAACCUGCCGGUCAGCUGGCGUGUGACCUCUUCAAGUUGGCGCGCAACGCCGCCUGUAAUGUAUAUGGUGUGGUCACCGAAUUUGUUGCAGCAAAGCUGCCAGUGGCUGCUAGCUUUCUGGAACAAUAUGUUCCCGGUCUCCCUAAAAAGAUCGAAAACACUUCUUUGGCGAUCAAAAAUGUGUGCGUCGAUGUUUUUGGAAAAGCAGUGGUCUUUUUCAGAACACAGGUUUUCAUCGGCCGUCUCUCUCCUGAAAACCUAAGCAAAGCUCUCAACCAGACCCAAAAUGCUGCACUUGAUUACUACAAUCAGUUCCAUAAAAAGGUUGACACCUAUUCAAAACUGAAAUGAUUUUAAGAAAAAACAAAGUCAUUUUAUUAUGGCGAUCAUCUCCACCAAUUCAAUACAACUCAACACAAUAAAACCACCUUGACACCAUCUGCUAAACACCCAACAGCAAAUGGAUUACACGGCAAAUUAUGUCGCCUUGUCAAAUGCCAAAAAGCUGUACAUUUUUACUGAAACAUGGAAACUUUUGAGUGCUGUUAAAAACUAUUUUUUACUCCCCAAAGCAGGUGAAAGCAAUCGAAUGUUGAUUAUAGUUGAAGGGAAUAACUACAAAAUUUAUUGUACAUUAAAUAACUUUGGUUAAGCAAAAAUUUUGAAUGAAGCUGCGAUAAUUGAACAAGUCUUGUAAAUGGUGGUAAUUUGAAAAUAUUUAAGAUACAAUAAUGGAAUUCUCAUUGUCAUUGUUUAAACUAUCAUUAGUUUUUUACAAUCUUAAUUAGUAAUUUUUUCAAAUUCCAUUGCAAUUUUUGUCAUUUUGCAUUCAUUUAAUAAGUUAAUAAUCGCUGCACACUCAAAAUAAGUUUCUUAUAUUAUUUUUUGUCAGAAUACGACUCUUUUGCAAUGUAAUCUUUCGUCAGGGUGCACGAAGUGGUGGCAUACUAUUCCAGUUUGUAUCAAAUUUUAGUCGAUUGAUAUAAAAUAUUUCAAUGCAUUUUUCUUAGUUCAUUAUGUGAAUUGUGAAUGAUAACCUCUUUUUUAAAUAAAAAAAUAUUUAAAAGUUGUAA